CUCGGGUCCACGUGUAACCGCCAAUAGCAGCUCGGAGGACGGAGCUUCCCGCGCCACCGUCCGCCCCGGGGGGAGUAUUUAGAGGCCGGAGCCCGGAGAGGAGCAGGAGAGGAGGCGACAGGUGCACCAGGCAUGACCGGCUCCCAGUGCUCCCACUGCCCGCACACAGGGAAGGAAACUCAGCCAUGAUCGCUGGAGAUUCGUCUGGAAACCUCGAGAUGAAUGGGACGAUAUGAGGGAAAUGUUCAGAGACUUUGUGGGGAAGAGGAGGAACUACCCCUUCAAGGGACAAAACGACGCUUGUAACGUUUCAUACAAACGUUUCAAGACGUGGAUCCACUUCCACAGGAGCAGCACCGAGGCUCCUGCUGUGAGUACACCUCUGACCACUGGGCGGCAGCAGAGGGAGCGAUGCUUUGAGUUGGACACGGUGUGUCAGAGGCUGGAGCUGGACUCUCCGCCCACACACCAUGAAGCAGCACGCAGAGGCCUGCAGGGGGCGCUGCGAGAGACAACACUGGAGGGACGUUUGUCUGUUAUACCGCUGAACAUUUCACACACCAUCAGUGCCAGGGGACGACCUGCAACACAAAAUGUCCCACAACAGGGAUGGAUGUGGAGAGCAGCAGUGGAAGAACCUGUCAGCACACAACAGACUGGCGCUGAUGUGAGAAGAUGUAGUUUGCAGCCCUUCACAGUUCUGGACAAAGCUCCAGACGGUCCGCAGGGAACACCAGUGAUGAAGUUGGCAGCUCCGUCGCUUCUGAAUGACUAUUACACGAACGUUCUCGACUGCAGUUGUAAUGGCGUGGUUGCAUUAGCCCUGGGCUGUUCUGUUUACCUCUGGAAUUCAGAAACCAGAGUUCUGGUGGGAAAUCUGGAGCAGAGUCUACCAACUGGACACCAUCAGUCCGUCUCGUCUCUGUGCUGGAGCAGAGACGGCAGAGCUCUGUGCAUUGGGACCAGACGAGGUGAUGUGCAGCUGUGGGAUGUUGAAACGAAGCAGAUUAUGAGACGUAUGACAUCACACCUGUCUGUGGUCAGAGCGCUUUCCUGGAAACAGCAGUUACUGAGCAGCGGCUCAGUUCUCGGACAUAUCCAUCACCUUGACCCCCGGGCUCCUGUGCCUCUGGUUGGUGCAGCUCUGCAGGACGAGGGGAUCUGCAGCCUUCAGUGGUCACCAGGAGACGACUGGCUGGCCAGCGGCUCCGCAGACGGCCUCCUCCAUAUAUGGGACGGGGACAUUGCAGGACUCACAAGGACAAAACAGCCGGUGACGACCAUGAAACAGCCCAGUGCUGUUAAGGCGAUGGGAUGGUGUCCAUGGCGAGAAAAGAUAAUCGCUACAGGUGGAGGAUGGAAAGACGGAAAGCUGAGAAUCUGGGACACACAAUCAGGGACUUGCGUGAAUUCUGCCAACACCAACUCGCAGUUGCAGAUCUGUUCUCUACAAUGGGCUGAAAAGAAGAAGUGUCUCGUCACAGGUCACGGCCUUCCUCAUCACCAAGUCACCUGCUGGAGCUGGGGGUUCACUUCCCUCAACCCGGUGUAUCAGCUCACAGGUCAUUCUCAUCGAGUCCUGCACUUGGCCUCAAACCCCAACAGCACUCAGAUUUUCUCUGCUGCAGCGGAUCAGUGCUUCCACAUCUGGGACCUUCCAUCAUCACUCAACACGGAUGGUGACUGUUGUUAGGUCAGAGCUGUUUUAAAACUUGUGUUCACAUACACACAUGAUUUCUAGGUAGUACCACUGUCUGGAGACUGCACACUUCCUGUCCCCCUGCUCUGAAAUAACCACAUUGCCGAACCAGUUUUCUUUCAAGUCAAAUGUGUUGUUAAGCUAAGAUAAGACGGGAGGGGUUCUGUGGCUCUUUCAGUUGUAAAAAAAGUUUUUGUGUAGCUAUUUACUUUACGCUGUUGAGAGAGCAUGAAACAAUAACAUAUUAAAACAGCAUAAAAAGGAAAGUUGCAUUUAUACAAUUCUUCAUUAAAAUGUCCAAAAAAAAGACUGGACACGUGUUUUAUAUUAUGCUGACUUGUGUAUUUACAUUAUUCAAAAUGCUUCCAACAAUGUUAAAACCCAGAGAAAUCCACAAUCUUAUUAAAGGUACAAUACAUUUUGUAUGGUCAGAACAGUAUCUGCGAGUGGAGUGUUCAAAGUCACCUAUGUUCUUUGCACUGGAAUCUUAUGCACAGGCGUGGGUUUUACAUGCUGAAUAAACACCAUAAAAGUGACACUGCUAUCCAGUGAGCCAGUCUGCUUUUGUUUUCUUCCUUUCCUUGCAUCGUGGUUCAUUGUGUUGAAAGAUGUCUCACUCGAAACGUGUCAUGUCUGACUUGAGUGAACACUUUGUGCCUGUUGUUGACAAAGUGGUGAAGACUUCCUCUGAAGACCCUGAGUGAUAUGUCUUUAAACUGAAGUGUGAAGGACAUAGAGCAACGUGAGGUUUAGAUUCUGUCACCUCAGACAUCUGUUUCUCCGACUGCACCAAACCACUCUUCAUCAAUACACACACAGACAAGAUUCAAGAUUCAAGAUGUUUAUUUCAUGUUCACACAGUCACUGUGCAAUGCAAACCUUCAGAAAACAGAAUUGUGAAUUCGGAAACUGAAACGAGUUUUCUUGCUGCAAAUGACUCAACUGCACUGCCACUCAGGAUGUUUGGUGUUUGUUGUUAAUGUCUUCCAGGGGUUCCCAAUCCUUCAGCCCCCAAACAUGAAAAUAACGCUGCCAGAGACUUAUGACCCCAACUCAUCCCUUAGGUGUUUGAAGUAUAAAACUGAUAUUGAUUUGAAAAAACAUACCUAUACUGU
Molecule: messenger RNA, 2814 nt
Organism: Paralichthys olivaceus (Japanese flounder)
Lineage: Eukaryota; Metazoa; Chordata; Actinopteri; Pleuronectiformes; Paralichthyidae
Source: RefSeq, a predicted model, not a curated record